Molecule: messenger RNA, 1218 nt
Organism: Penicillium taxi
Lineage: Eukaryota; Fungi; Ascomycota; Eurotiomycetes; Eurotiales; Aspergillaceae
Product: putative clock controled protein (Ccg-8)
Exons: 1
Coding region: 1-1218 (405 amino acids)
Biological process (GO): phospholipid biosynthetic process; regulation of transcription by RNA polymerase II; endoplasmic reticulum unfolded protein response
Cellular component (GO): endoplasmic reticulum; nucleus
Molecular function (GO): transcription corepressor activity
Source: RefSeq, a predicted model, not a curated record
AUGGAGCUCGACUCAAAACCUGCGGAUGACCGCACUCGUAGAGCUGCAAGCACAAUAUCCAUGGACGACCUCGAGGCAGCACAAGCACUCGAAGGCCUGCGCUCAACACAAACUAUCCACACUGUCCCAGAACACUCGCCGGAGCCACUACUAUCACUUUUAACGUCCUCUCAUCCCUUGCUCUCUUCUGCUAUCAACGGGUCUGUCUCAGCAUAUACCACUUCAAAGUCUUAUUCGGCACGUUUCAAGUCCAGCGCCGAGUUUAUCGAACGCAAUAUUGGCUCCCCCGUCGCAAAUACCGUUGGAACUGUAGGCCGCAGGACGGGUGUGGAGAGUGGUUUGCGCUGGGCGUUGCAGCGGCGAGAAUUUUCUCAGGAAUCAGGUCAGAUUAGCAAACGGCGUAAAGUCGGUGAUGCGGCGCCACCGAUCGAUGUGGAGAUUGCAGAUCUUUCUAUGACAGAGACCCCUCCUCCCUACGAGGAAAACACAUCGCCCCGUUACGAAGAAAGGACAGAGGCGGCCACAUGGCAGAAACGCCUGGUUAUCUCAACAUCUGGACUUGGCGUUGCAAUGAGCGAUGAGUCUCUGCGCAGUCUACAGUACUGCCUGACCUGGCUGCGUUGGGCGAAUGGACGACUAGGCAAAUCUAUUGUGGCGCUACAGACUGCGCUGAAAGAAUGGGAGAACCACAAAAUUGGCCCGGGCCAGCCACAGAGUGACCUAGAAAAGGGCGGCAACUACCCAGGAAGCGCGUCUCUCUUGAUGCAGCGCAUCCAAGCAGUCAAAGCCGACGUCCUUUCAACAUUAAAGCAAGUCGUGGAUAUUGUAUCUAAGUAUGCAGGAGGUGCCCUGCCUGAAAAUGCUCGCCAUCUGGUUCGACGGCACCUCACAUCCCUGCCUCACCGAUUCCAGAUGGCUAGUACCUCUCAACCUCCACCAGACUCGCCUGCAGCCUCUUCCGACGCAGCCGUUGGCGCCCACCGGAUUCUAGUUUUGGCGAACGAGGGGCUGGAUAUUUUGAGCCAGGUCAGCUGUGUCGUCAAUGACACUCUGCUCAGUGCUGAGCAUUGGUGCGAGAGACUUGGACGCAAAACUGAUAAUAAAUCCGCGCUGGAUGUCGAGAACCCUGCUGAGUUGUACAGCAUAGAUAUCAAACAGCCCCUUGUUACUGGGUCUACACCUCUGAGAGAUGUUGAAAUGACUGGACAAGAUGCAUGA